AUGGACCCUCAGACACAAAUAAUAAUUGAGAAAAUGAAUGAAAUGAGAUUGGAAUUUAAACAGCGUAACGAUGAAUUGGCGGCGAAAUUAACGGAGAAUUUCUCUUGGACCAUUGAAGAGAAAUUAAAACCUAUUGUCGAGGAAAACAUCGAACUAAAAAAGCAAGUCGCAACGUUGCAAUCAAAAGUUGAGAACUUAGAAAAAGAGACAAGAAAAAAUAAUAUUAUUAUCCAUGGAGUAAAAGAAAACGAGACAAAUUUCGCAGACUUGAGAAGUAAAAUCACUAGCAUCCUGAACGAACUCAGCAAAAAGUCGGAUAUGCGAGAAUGGGAUGAAUGGGAGAUAAGCGACCUUCGAAGAUUGGGGAAGAGAGAUGUGAGCAAAACGAGGCCGAUUCUGAUAACACUUACACUCGUAUGGCGAAAACUCGAGAUACUUAAGAAUAAUAAGAACCUUCCGACUGGUAUCUAUGCAACUCAAGACUACCCCAAAGAAAUCCUGAUAAAAAGAAACGAACUGAAAGUUAAGAAAAGACAAGAGGAAUUGAAUGGGAACGUAGCCUAUAUCCGCUAUGACAAGCUUAUAAUUAAACCUAAUAAUAUAAUUAAACCAACUGAUACAACGAAAGAAAGUGAAAAAAGGAAGAGAAUGCCGACUGACUCACCCACUCAAGACUAUCACGAGAAGAUAACCGCACCAUCCAAGGUUAACAAAAUAAGCACACUAGGGAUCUCAACUCGCCCAAGAACCAACUCGACCUCAGGAUCAAGCAAACAAUGACAACCUCUGCACAUCAGGAACCGGAAGCCACCAAACAACAAAAACGAAAACUCAAAAUAUAACAACCUAAACAAUUCCCCAAGCCGGAAAGCGGUCUCCGUGGGGACUAAAGACCGCAACCCUCUAACUAAACAGAAAGAAAAAGCAACAUACAACAGAAAUAUUUAUAUAGCUACAAUAAACACACUUACCUUAAGAACUGAAGAAAGAAUAUUAGAACUUGAAAAUGCACUUGAAAACAUUAAAUGGGACAUUAUUGGACUUUCCGAAGUAAGAAGACUUGGCGACACCAUUGAAGAACACAACAAAUAUAUUCUUUACUACAAAGGAGAAACCAAAGGUCUCUACGGAGUAGGAUUCAUGGUCAAACCAGAACUUAAGAAAAAUAUUAUUGAAUUCAGAGGGGUCUCAGAAAGAAUAGCAAUACUUAACAUAAAGCUACCUGGCUUCAGCAAAAAUUGGUCAAUAGUACAGGCUUAUGCACCGACAGAAUCUUCAGAUGAAAAAUCUAAAGAUGACUUCUAUUCGAAGCUCAGCGAGACCCUGGAAACUUGCUACAAAAAUACAAUUGUCAUGGGGGAUUUCAAUGGAAAGAUUGGCAAACAAAACCAAGGUGAAGAGACUGUAGUGGGGAAAUACGGAACAGGCAAAAGGAACAGCAACGGAGAGAGACUGAUAAGCAUGGCUUUAGAACAUAAAUUAAAGAUUAUGAACACCUAUUUUCUGAAAAAAACAACAAAAAAGUGGACCUGGAUCUCGCCGGAUGGUCUCUAUUGCAAUGAAAUAGACUACAUCUUAAGUAACCAACCUAAAAUCUUCCAUGAUGUCGAUACAGUCAAAAAGCUAAAUUUCUAUACCAAUCAUCGCAUGGUACGAGCAGUACUAAUUGGUGGUGAUAAAAAGAAAUGCAGGAGAAAUUACAGAAAGUUCGAUUGCCACCAGCCCCUAUACAACUAUACACAACAAAACAGAAGAAAUACGGAAAACAACAUAAAUAAAACUCAAGAACUUUAUGACAAGGAAAUGUGCAACAUGUAUAGUAAUAAUUUAACAUCAAAACUAAUGAACAAAAAACAAGAUAUAUUCAGCAUAAACACCAUAGAAUUAAUACAGAAGAGAAAAGCUUUGUUUAUGAACAAGAAAGAUAAAACCACCCUAAAUGAAAUAACAAAAAUAAGUAAGGAAAUAAGCAAGAAUAUUAAAAAGGACAGAACUAGGAAGACAAUGGCAUCCAUUAACAACCAUAUAACCAAGACUGGGGGGAUUAAAAAAGCCCUCAAAGAACUCACAGACUCUAAAACAUGGAUACCUAAAUUAAAAAACAUAAAACAAACACUUGAAACUGAAAGAGGAAGCAUUUUAGAUAUAGCUACAAACUUUUACAAGGCCCUGUAUUCAAGUAAAACUUUAGAAUCAUCAGAGAAAACAGCCAAAGAUAGCAUAAGCUCUCUAGAUGAUAAUGAGGAGAAUAUUCCCCCCAUAUUAGAAAUGGAAGUGUCUCAUGCAGUAAGAUCACAGAGGAAUGAUAAAUCACCAGGACAAGACAAUAUCACAAAUGAAAUGAUGAAAAUUACUCUACCAGAGAACCUCCAUAAACUUACCCACCUGUAUAAUGUGAUAAUGGAUUCUGAAUACAUCCCUCUUCAGUGGUCAAAUAGCACGAUCGUCCUAAUAUACAAAAAAGGCGACAAAGAAGAUAUAAACAACUACCGCCCUAUUAGCCUCAUGUCAAAUAUAUACAAAGUCUUUUCAAAAAUAAUUCUUAAUAGAAUCUGCAAAACCUUGGAAUUUCACCAACCCCCUGAACAAGCAGGAUUUAGAGCAGGAUAUUCAACCAUAGACCAUAUACACAGCCUAAAGCAAAUCAUAGAAAAAAGCCAAGAGUU
Molecule: messenger RNA, 2666 nt
Organism: Diatraea saccharalis (sugarcane borer)
Lineage: Eukaryota; Metazoa; Arthropoda; Insecta; Lepidoptera; Crambidae
Source: the annotation of a GenBank genome assembly